GAGAAGGUAGGAAAUUUCAAAGUUUCUAUAACCUUGUGAACCUAAUUAUAGAAAUUGCAUCAAGUCUAUACCGGAGAUGCGAGGAAAAGCUUAUUUUCAUAAAACUUGUCAUCAAGGAUGGCUAAUUGUUAUUGGUAAUGUUGAUAAUACUCAUCAAUAUUCUGUGGCUAACUCAAAUUUAGAUAAUUGUUUCUUGUGGAAUCCUGUAUCAUCCGAAACUAUUCAAUUACCUAACCUCGAUCGUCAGUCUUUUAGUACCGAAUCAAAAAAAUACUUUAUGUUCGACUUAGUAUUAUCCUCACCGCCUAUUACAUGUACUUAUAAUUCUGACACUGAUGGCUGCACAGUAUUCAUCAUUUUUAAAGGUAUGAGUGAUUUAGGUGUUAGUCAAGAUAAGCACAUUCUAGUUUUCUAUAGACCAGGGGACAAACAAUGGAGAACAGUAGAAUUGGAUAUCCAGAGAGACCGGAGAGACGAUCAUUCAAAAUGUAUCGAUUCUCUGCUUUGCUUUCAAGGUAAGUUAUAUGCAUUCAGUUUUGAAAAUUGGGUUAUAGAGAUCGAAAUACGAAAAUUAUGGCAUCAUGUUGUCAUCAGUAAAAACCCAAUUUCUUAGAAAAUUCAAGGUAGAGGAAGCCGAUUUACCACUAAUAGGCGGAGGAGAGGAGAUGGACUUCGGUCUUUACAUGGAAGAUUGGCUUGAAUCUGGUAAUGAAAUCUUCAAAGUUUAUUUAAAUUGCAGCCCAAGAGGUUUUAGAAAAGUUGCCUCGACACGUAUCUUCAAGUUGGAUUUCUCAUCAAUGACUUGGGUUUUGUUGAAGUCUUUGGGUGAUCAUGUUCUCUUUAUGUGCACAAACAAGGAGGCGGUAGACUUGUACUCUAGUAAGUGUUAUUCAACGUCAAGUGCAUCUUGCUCAGUAGCUGAUAUGGGACUGGAAAGAGGUUGUUUGUUCUAUACACUACCUGAAGAUCAAACCUUGUAUGUAUAUGAAGUAGAAGAUAGUGGUACUACCACUAUCUUGCCGUGUUUGCACCUUCCAACGCCAUGGUUUCAACCUACUUGGAUGAUGAUGCCCACCACAGUGGACAGGCAUGUUCCUGGAAAAAGGAUAAGCAUACCAGAUCUUCUAGUAAGCCAGGAUACAACGGCAACCAGUAUAGGAAAGGAGAAUAUGAGCAGGCUAAAUGAUACAGUAGGAGAAUUAGAAGCGGUAAAACAGUGGGAUUUUCUUAAUGAUUAUGACAGUACAGAGGAGAUAGCGAGCUUUCUCCAUCCAGUGGAUUACGUUCAUUUUCGUAUAGCCUGUAAACAGAAUUCAAUAUUUUUCCCUGCAUUGAACCAAAUAUCGGCUUCUACGAGGACCACAGCAACUACAUAUUUAUCUCCAUGGCUGAUUUGUAGUCGUUUAUUUCCCAGAUUUAAUCUUGCCUUUUUGUUCUAAAGGUCUAAAAUUUCAUCGUUUUUCUCGGCCAUUUGGAUUUACCGAUCGAAAACUGUCGAAUUUCAAAUUUUGAUAUGGUCCUUAUUAGGAGUCCACUUUUUUUUCUAUUGUCAGAUUAUGUGAAAGUC
Papaver somniferum (opium poppy) is the source of this 1567-nucleotide messenger RNA. RefSeq lists its product as uncharacterized. The transcript is spliced from 2 exons. The record is from RefSeq and is a predicted model, not a curated record. NCBI's taxonomy places the organism in Eukaryota, Viridiplantae, Streptophyta, Magnoliopsida, Ranunculales, Papaveraceae. The coding region runs from base 582 to 1439 and encodes 285 amino acids.